Messenger RNA from Alosa sapidissima (American shad), 875 nucleotides. It is a transcript of the gene gpsm1a, whose product is annotated as G protein signaling modulator 1a. The transcript is spliced from 3 exons. Gene Ontology annotation, molecular function: GTPase regulator activity; protein binding. The coding region runs from base 270 to 824 and encodes 184 amino acids. Lineage: Eukaryota; Metazoa; Chordata; Actinopteri; Clupeiformes; Clupeidae. The record is from RefSeq and is a predicted model, not a curated record.
CCUUCUCUCUCUCUCUCUCUCUCUCUCUCUCUGCCUCUCUAUUAUGCCGGUGGUGUGUAGAGUAUGUGGACGAGUGGCCAGGCUUUCUCUCUGCGCAUGCCGUGGACUCUGGUCUGACCGAGUGGAGCAGCGGAACAUGUUCUGGGCUUCCUUCAACUUCGCAAACACCCCUGUGUGCGCUAGGAAGAGAAAGACUGCUGCCUCACUCCUCUGAUGAGGCUCCCACACCCGCUCCCCCCCCCCCAUCCAACGCACGUCCUAUCAGCCGCAUGGAUAGCCAGUGCUGCCCUCGCCCCCCCAUGACCCCCCCCCAGCCGCAACUUAACGGGCAGCAGAGACGCCCCCCCCUGGGCCGCUCCCCCGCGUCGCUGGACACCGCUGUGCUGUCCGAGUCGCCCUCGCUGGCAUCGCUGGCCCAGACGGAGGAGCUGUUCGACCUGAUCGCCAGCUCGCAAAGCCGUCGCCUAGACGAUCAGAGGGCCAGCGUGGGGGACCGCCUCACCUUCGCCAUCACUCAGAACAACAUCCGACACCUGUGCGAGGCCUGCAACCCCAAGGAGCCCACCGAUGAUUUCUUCAACAUGCUCAUCAAACACCAGUCCUGCAGGCUGAAUGACCAGAGGUGUUCUCUACCGGAGUGUGUACCGGGCGCGGCAGCGUCGGACGCUGACGAGGCCUUCUUCAGCCUGAUCCAGAGAGUGCAGGCCAAGCGCAUGGACGAGCAGCGCGUGUCCUUCUACUGCGACGGCCCUGAGGCCAGCGGCCCCGCCCACCACGAGCACGAGCACAAACCCUCGUCACGCCCCACCUCCGGCUCUAGUUAAAGUCUACCAGACGCCAUCACACACACACACACACACACACACACACACACA